ACCGAUUGGUCGGCAGCGGCGCGCCAAACGUCACGUGGUCUCCUUUUCGCGCGAAAGUGAGGUCUCUGUUGUGAGGAGGUGAUCGCGUGUCUGUUUCCGGAGAGAAGCUGAGCGUGUCUGAGGCUCAUCGUCAGUUUCUGAAUCUUUUCUCACACUUUCACGGGAUUUCAACAUGGACGUUGCCACAGCAACCGCGGAGAAUGCCGGGGAGAUGGUGAAAGACGAGUUGGCAGAGAAAUGUCAGAAGUUAUUCCAGGCUUUCUUAGAGGAGUUUCAGAGCGGGGACGGGGAGGUGAAGUAUGUGCGUGAGGCCGAGGAGCUGAUCAGGCCCGAGAGGAACACGCUGCUGGUCAGCUUCACAGACCUGGAGGGUUUCAACCAGGAGCUGGCCACCACCAUCCAGGAGGAGUACUACAGAGUUUAUCCCUUCCUGUGUCGUGCAGUGCGCAACUUUGCUCGGGAUCAUGGGAAUGUUCCUCUCAACAAAGAGUUCUACGUUGCCAUCGAGGAUCUUCCCACCAGACACAAAAUCCGUGAGCUGUCGUCCAUGCGUAUCGGCACCCUGGUGAGGAUCAGUGGUCAGGUGGUGAGGACACACCCGGUACACCCUGAACUGGUGAGCGGCACCUUCCUGUGCAUGGACUGCCAGGCGGUGAUCAAAGACGUCCCUCAGCAGUUCAAAUACUCUCCGCCAACCAUCUGCAGAAACCCCGUCUGCAACAACCGCGCCCGCUUCCACCUGGACACACACAAAUCCAAGUUCAUCGACUUCCAGAAGGUGCGUAUCCAGGAGACGCAGGCGGAGCUGCCACGUGGUUCCAUCCCACGCUCCCUUGAGAUCGUGCUGAGGGCCGAGGCUGUGGAGACCGCGCAGGCCGGAGACCGCUGUGAUUUAACAGGGACCCUCAUCGUGGUGCCGGACGUGUCUCAGCUCAGCACUCCUGGUGUGCGAUCAGAGACCAGCACCCGUGUAGCUGGAGGACCCCAGGGCUCAGAGUCUGAGGGUCUGAGGGGGCUGAAAGCUCUGGGAGUCAGAGAGCUGUCAUACAGACUGGCCUUCCUGGCUUGCAACGUGGCUCCAACUAACCCACGGUUUGGUGGAAAGGAGCUGCGGGAGGAGGAGCAGACUGCAGAGAGCAUCAAGAGCCAGAUGACGGAGAGGGAGUGGGAGAAAGUGUUUGAGAUGAGCCAGGACAAAAACCUGUAUCACAACCUGUGCACCAGCCUCUUCCCCACCAUCCACGGCAAUGACGAGGUGAAGCGCGGCAUCCUGCUGAUGCUGUUCGGAGGCGUUCCUAAGAAGACCAUGGAGGGAACCUCGCUGAGGGGAGACAUCAAUGUCUGCAUCGUCGGAGACCCAAGUACAGCCAAGAGCCAGUUCCUCAAGCACGUGGAGGAGUUCAGUCCCCGAGCAGUGUACACCAGUGGCAAAGCCAGCAGUGCCGCGGGUCUGACAGCCGCCGUGGUCCGAGACGAAGAGUCCAAUGAGUUUGUCAUCGAGGCCGGAGCACUGAUGCUGGCCGACAACGGUGUGUGCUGCAUUGAUGAGUUUGACAAGAUGGACUUGAAGGACCAGGUGGCCAUUCAUGAAGCCAUGGAGCAGCAGACCAUCAGCAUCACAAAGGCUGGAGUCAAGGCCACGCUCAAUGCUCGUACAUCCAUCCUGGCUGCUGCUAACCCCGUCGGUGGCCGCUAUGAACGCAGCAAGAGUCUGAAACAGAACGUCAACCUGUCCGCCCCCAUCAUGAGCCGCUUUGACCUCUUCUUCAUCCUGGUGGACGACUGCAACGAGGUGACAGACUACGCCAUCGCCCGCCGCAUCGUGGACCUGCACUCCCGUGUGGAGGAAUCAGUGGACAGACUCUACUCUCUGGACGAGAUCCGCAGAUAUCUUCUCUUUGCCAGGCAGUUCAAACCUAAGAUCUCAAGCGAAUCAGAAGAGUUCAUCGUCGAGCAGUACAAGCGUCUCCGUCAGCGCGACGGCUCAGGCGGCGUGUCCAAGUCUGCCUGGAGGAUCACGGUGCGACAGCUGGAGAGCAUGAUCCGCCUGUCGGAGUCCAUGGCGCGUAUGCACUGCUGUGAUGAGGUGCAGCCCAAACAUGUGAAGGAAGCGUUCCGUCUCCUGAACAAGUCCAUCAUCCGAGUAGAGACGCCCGACAUCAACCUGGAGCAGGACGAAGAGCUGGAGGAAGAGGAGCAGCAGGAGGAAGGAAACAACAUCCCCAAUGGAGUGAAUGGUCAUGUGGAUGGUGUUAACGGCCAUGUUAAUGGUGUCAAUGGCCAAACCAAUGGUGUGAAUGGCCACGCUGAGACGGGCAGCCAGGCCAAACCGUCUCUCCGCCUGUCUUUCCCCGAGUACAGACGCAUCUCCAACCUGCUCGUCCUGCAUUUGCGCAGAGCAGAGGAGGCUGAGGAAGAGGAGGAGCUGAAGAAGAGUACAGUGGUGAACUGGUAUCUGAAGGAGAUCGAGUCAGAGAUCGACUCUGAGGAGGAGCUGGUCAAUAGGAAGGGCUUGAUCGAGAAGGUCAUUCACAGACUGGUGCACUAUGAUCACAUCCUGAUCGAGCUGUCUCAGACCGGGCUGAAGGGCUCAGAGUCUGAGAGCUCAGAGGAAGAAAGUGUUCUGGUCGUCAACCCCAACUACAACCUGGAGGAUUAAACUGUUUUGCUUCCACAACUUCAGUUCAAGGUGUUGAAUAUGAACGCUCAUAUGUAACACGUACAUAAUAGUAGCACUGGAGAUGCUAUUAGACUUGUUUUUUGAGUUAAUAUCUCUAAUGUAAAAAGAUUUGUUUCUAGGGCUCUUAAAGAAAAAAAAAAAAAAAGCUUUGUCUUUGUCAGAGGGACUUAUGUAAAUAUGCUGCUCGUUCCGCCAGUCGUUCUCUGGCUCCUGUUUGAGUUCAGGGACCUGCCCUGAAUUGUGUAAUUGCUGUUUGUUAUUGUAACUGUAUAUUAAGGGUGUGCGCUGCAGCUCACUUCUGUGGUUUCAUGUUCUGUCUUUUUGUAAAAUUAUGAUGUGGAUUGAAAUGUUGGUUAAAUAAAAAAAAAAGUUGACUUAAA
Molecule: messenger RNA, 3060 nt
Organism: Paralichthys olivaceus (Japanese flounder)
Lineage: Eukaryota; Metazoa; Chordata; Actinopteri; Pleuronectiformes; Paralichthyidae
Gene: mcm6
Product: minichromosome maintenance complex component 6
Biological process (GO): double-strand break repair via break-induced replication; DNA replication initiation; mitotic DNA replication
Cellular component (GO): MCM complex; nucleus
Molecular function (GO): single-stranded 3'-5' DNA helicase activity; ATP binding; single-stranded DNA binding
Source: RefSeq, a predicted model, not a curated record